AUGAAUAUUUCGACCUCAUUUGACGAUACUACAGCAUAUACAAAUACAGACCAACAUUUCGUAUUUUCUGAUCAAGAAAAAGACUUUGCAUUAAAAGCAAAACAAGAAUAUGAAAAGGGAAUGUAUGAAUCUUGUUUGAAAACGUUAAAUAAAUUACUAGAAUCGUGUCCGGAUGAUCCAAAAGUAUUAUUUAAUAUAGCUUUAACCGAAUAUUCACUAUCUGGAUUCCAAAAAACUGAUCAAUUUCGUUCAAGUCUACAAAAGAUAGCUGAUAAACUUCGAUGUAAUUUAGAUGUUGUUGAAACAUUAGAAGAUACAGAUCAUUGUGCAAUAUUUUAUUCAACUGCAGUGAUCCUGUAUCACAUGAAACAAUAUAAAGAAGCAUUAACGAUAACAGAAAAACUAUUUCGAUUUAUGGAACCUACAGAAGAAAGUUUAUCAUGGAAAAUCUGUAUGUUACUUAUCGAAUUGGAUUUAUGCACAUUUCAACCCGAAAAUGCUCUAGCUGUUUUGAUGCAUGCUGAGAAAAAUUUAAAUUAUCGUUUGAAUCCACCAACGUUAGAGAAUAGUUCAGCUGAAACAAAUAGUCAACAAGAUCCAGUAGUACAACCACAGCAGAUCAAUCUCAAUUUUAGAGAAGAAAAAUUUGAACACAUCAAAAUGAAAAUAAGUUUGUACAAAAUUCGUUGUUUUCUAAUGUUAAAAUCGUUGCGUGUAUGUAGAAAAGAACUAAAACAAUUAUCAACAUUGAAUAUGUCAUCUCCUAUAUUAUCUUAUCUUCGUGCUAAUUUUGAAUAUUUAAAAGAAAAUUACCAGCGUUCAUUGAAAAUUAUUACCACACAGAUAAAUCAUAAUGAAAAGACAUUGUUAGAGAUUGGUGUUAGUUUACAAACCGUAUUUUAUAAUAAUUUAGGAUGUAUUCAUUAUUAUAUGAGGAAAUAUUGUUUUGGAGCAUUCUAUUUUAGAAAAGCGUUAACGGAAAAUAAUCGUGUACUUAUGGAAUUGAAUAAAGUUCAAAGUAAUGGUAUCAGUGGUAAACCUUUGAUUGCUCUUAGUAGUAAUCGUAAAUAUGAUAUAUUGUAUAAUUUGGGCGUGCAAUUAUUAUUUGAACGUGAACCUUAUGCAGCAUUUGAAUGUUUGAUUGAAGUUGUGCGAUUAUAUCAUACAAAUAUUCGUUUAUGGUUACGAUUAGCCGAGUGUUGUAUACAAGCUUAUAAAUCAUCAAACGAUGACAUAUUUAAAUUAGAAGAAAAAUUAAAAUGUGUAUCAAAAACAAUCGGUACGGGACCAUAUCAUAAAUUAGUGUUAGGAAAUUGUAAUAAAAAUUCGAAACAAAUAUCACAAACAACAGACACAAGUACGAGUAGUAACAGUACAACAACUAAUAACAACACGUCACAAUCUUCUUCGACACCACCGCCACAACAACAACAACAAUCACUGCCAAAUAACACUGUAGUCAGUUGUUCGAUGGAAUUUGCCCAAUUAUGUUUGAGAAAUGCCUUAGCCCUAAUACCAAAUAUUACAGAUACUGAUCUACAGAAAGAAGAAGUCAAAUUGUAUCCAUCACCGCCUAGUAAUCCUAUUCGAGCAACAGAAAUGAUUUGUCUGAAAUGUUCGAUAUUAACGGCAUCAGCCUAUGUCUCACUGUGUUUGAACGAUUAUCAAAGUGCUUAUUCAUAUUCAUCGACAUUGUUGAAAGAGACAAGAGCAUCAGCGGGACAUAAAUAUUUGGCUCGAUUAUAUCUAGCCGAAAGUUUACUAGUAUUGAAUAAGAUUGAUCAAUCAUUAGCACAAUUAGAUCCAGAGUUAGUUAAAACAGAUCAAGAUUUAUCAUUCAAAAUACCAUUAACAUCUUCAAAUAUAAUUGAUAAAGAAGAGAAAUUAGAGUCACAAGAAUCAUUACCGGAAGCAAAAGUUGAGUUAUUUUCUUGGCUACCGAGAGAAGCACGUGUUGGUCAAGCAAUUUUUGUUAAUCUAUUUGGAAAAACGCAACCAGCACACUCAUUUCAACUCAAAUUUUAUCUCGAUUUGUUAGACGGAAAUCGUCAACGUUUGCAGGUAUUACUUAAAGAACAUUUUGGUCAUAUGACAACAAAUAAAACAUUUAUGGUUCGAACAAAUCAAUUAAAUUCUUCGACACCUCUUUCCACACAAGUACAGUUAUCAUCAUCACAAGCUCCAAUGACAUCUUCAUCAGCAUCUAUUUUAAACAAAUUAUUGUUAUAG
Didymodactylos carnosus is the source of this 2229-nucleotide messenger RNA. The record is from the annotation of a GenBank genome assembly. Lineage: Eukaryota; Metazoa; Rotifera; Eurotatoria; Philodinida; Philodinidae.